CUCGGGGACCUGGACCGGGAGGAUAUCAUCCCUGCUCAUUUAUUCUGCCUCCAGCCCUCAGACGGCAGCAUUCGGGCUGGAUGCUAGGAAGCCACGGGCCCCCCCAGGGCACCCGGGCACCCCCUGCCACCACCCGGGGAGAGCCCCUCCCCCUCGCCCGGUGCCGGAGCCGGGGAGGAGGGGGAGCCAGCCGCGCCUGCCUCGCGCCCUGAGCUGGCCACUGGGACCCGGAGGACUUACUUCUCAGAGGGAUGGUAGGAGCAGGGUGGCUGGCAGGUCCUCUGAGGCUGCCGAACAGGGGACAGAGCUGCCAAAAGGAUGUUGAAGUUUCGGGCUGAUCGGCGGGUCAGCCACAAUGAAAGACGGAACACAUUUCUGCACCCAGUGACUGGCCAGGUCCCAGAAGAAAACAAAAAAUUUAACUUGAAAACAUCGGCCUUGGACAUGUCCAAUAAAGCAGGUGGAAAGCGCCCGGCUAUCACCAACAGCGACACAUCCAACCACAACAUGGUGUCCGAGGUCCCCCCAGAGCGGCCCAGCGUCCGGGCAACCCGAACAUCCCGCAAAGCCAUCGCUUUUGGGAAGCGCUCACACUCCAUGAAGCGGAAUCUCAAUGCACCUGUCACCAAGGCGGGCUGGCUCUUCAAGCAGGCCAGCUCCGGGGUCAAGCAGUGGAACAAGCGCUGGUUCGUCCUGGUGGAUCGCUGCCUCUUCUACUAUAAAGAUGAGAAGGAGGAGAGCAUCCUGGGUAGCAUCCCGCUCCUGAGCUUCCGGGUGGCGGCAGUGCAGCCUUCGGACAACAUCAGCCGAAAACACACCUUUAAGGUGACCACGUGCUGGGUGGAUGAGGCCGGGGCCAGUUCCACGCACUGCCUCUCCCCACAGGCUGAGCACGCUGGGGUCCGCACCUACUUCUUCAGUGCCGAGAGCCCCGAGGAACAGGAGGCCUGGAUCCAGGCCAUGGGGGAGGCUGCCCGAGUACAGAUCCCCCCAGCCCAGAAGUCGGUGCCCCAAGCUGUGCGUCACAGUCUACCACCCCCUGCCCAGCUCGCUGCUGGGCUGGAGUCACUUACAACAUCUCCCUUGGCAUCCUGCAGCCAUGAGAAGCCAGACUCAGAGAACAUCCCUCCUAGCAAACACCACCACCACCAGCCGUCCCACAACAGCCUCCCCAAGCCCGAGCCAGAGGCCAAGACUCGAGGGGAGGGUGACGGCCGGGGCUGCGAGAAGGCAGAGCGGAAGCCCGAGAGGCCCGAAGUCAAGAGCGAGCCUCUGGUGAAAGCCAAUGGCAUCCAAGCCGGACCGGAACCAUCCUCGGAGCCGGGCAGCCCUUACCCCGAGGGCCCAAGGGUCCCAGGGGGAGGAGACCGGCCCGCCCAGCCCAAUGGCUGGCAGUAUAGCUCCCCGAGCCGGCCCGGGAGCACAGCUUUCCCGCCUCCGGACUCAGAGAGUGGGGGGCACCAGCGGAACUUCCCCCCACGUGCCAACCCCGACAAGAUUGCCCAGCGCAAGAGCUCCAUGAACCAGCUGCAACAGUGGGUGAACCUGCGCCGGGGGGUGGCGCCCCCUGAAGAUCUCCGGAGUCCCUCUAGGUUCUACCCCGUGUCCCGCAGGGUCCCUGAGUAUUAUGGCCCCUACUCCUCCCAGUACCCUGAUGAUUACCAGUACUACCCACCAGGGGUGCGGCCCGACAGCAUCUGCUCAAUGCCAGCCUAUGAUCGGAUCAGCCCACCCUGGGCCUUGGAGGACAAGCGUCACUCCUUCCGCAAUGGAGGCGGCCCUGCCUUCCAGCUUCGGGAGUGGAAGGAGCCUCCGGGCUACGGGCGGCAGGAUGGCACCAUCUGGCUCCCCGGCCCCUCCCCCUCCCGGCAGCCAGUCUAUUAUGAUGAGCUGGAUGCCACAUCCGGCUCCCUGCGCCGCCUGUCCCUGCAGCCCCGCUCCCACUCCGUGCCCCGCUCGCCCAGCCAGGGCUCCUACAGCCGCGCCCGCAUUUACUCCCCCGUCCGCUCACCCAGUGCCCGUUUUGAGCGCCUGCCACCUCGCAGCGAGGACAUCUAUGCUGACCCCGCUGCCUAUGUGAUGAGGCGAUCCGUCAGCUCCCCCAAGUAUGAUUACCUGGGAGACAGGCGGCCAGUCCCUGCAGGACUGUUCCCCUACAACUACCCACCAUCCCCCACGGCCCACGAUAAGAUGGAUGAACUUUUAGACCUUCAGUUGCAAAGAAACCUAGAGUAUUUGGAUCAGCAGAUGAGUGAGAGCGAGACUCUCAUCAGUAUGGUGAACCGCAUGGUGGAAAACUCCUCCCCCAGGGCCCAACUCUUCAUGCAAGUCCCUCCGUACCCAGAAGUGUUCCGGGACGGCCUCCACACCUACAAGUUAAACGAGCAGGAUACAGAUAAGCUGCUGGGCAAACUGUGUGAACAGAACAAGGUGGUGAGGGAGCAGGACCGGCUAGUGCAGCAGCUCCGAGCUGAGAAGGAGAGCCUGGAAAGUGCCUUGAUGGGGACCCACCAGGAACUGGAGAUGUUUGGAAACCAGCCCGCCUACCCGGAGAAACUGCUGCGCAAAAAAGAGUCCCUGCAGAACCAGCUCAUCAACAUUCGGGUGGAGCUGUCACAGGCGACCACGGCCCUGACGAACAGCACCAUAGAGUAUGAGAACCUUGAAUCCGAGGUCUCUGCCCUGCACGACGACCUCUGGGAGCAGCUCAAUUUGGACGUCCAGAAUGAGGUACUCAACCGGCAAAUCCAGAAGGAAAUCUGGAGGAUCCAGGACGUGAUGGAGGGGCUGAGGAAAAAUAACCCAUCCCGGGGCACGGACACGGCCAAGCACAGAGGAGGCCUUGGCCCCACGGCCACCUACAGCUCCAACAGCCCCGCCAGCCCUCUCAGCUCUGCCAGUCUCACCAGCCCCCUGAGCCCCUUUUCACUGGUGUCCGGCUCACAGGGGUCCCCCACCAAGCCCGGAUCCAGUGAGGAGCCCGGCCCGCCACGGCCCCCCCUUCCCAAAGCCUACGUCCCCCUGGAGUCUCCUCCAAACGUGCCUCCACUCCCUAGCGAGAGCCGCUUCUGGCCGUACCCCAGCUCCCCUUCCUGGCACCGCCGUGGCGAGCCAGCCAGGGGUCAGCCCAAGGCAAGCUAUGAGCAAAGCAAGAAAGACCCCCACCAGACGUCACCCCUGGACACCGCCAGAGACAUCAACCUGGUGCCCACCAGGCAAGAGGCGGAGGCAGAGAAGCAGACAGCUCUCAACAAAGUUGGCAUUGUGCCCCCUCGGACGAAGUCGCCCACCGAUGAAGAGGUAACCCCGUCAAGGGUGGUGAGGAGGAGUGCCGAUGGGCUCACCAACGGACUCUCCUCCCGGCAGGAGCGCCCCAAGAGUGCCGUGUUCCCUGGCGAGGGCAAGGUCAAGAUGAGUGUGGAGGAGCAGAUCGACCGCAUGCGGAGGCACCAGAGCGGCUCUAUGAAGGAGAAGCGAAGGAGCCUGCAGCUCCCGGCCAGUCCGGCCCCCGACCCUGCUACGCGGCCCGCCUACAAAGUGGUGCGCCGUCACCGCAGCAUCCACGAGGUGGACAUCUCCAACCUGGAGGCGGCCCUGCGGGCAGAGGAGCCUGGUGGGCAGGCCUACGAGACGCCGAGGGAGGAGAUCGCCCGGCUCCGCAAAAUGGAGCUGGAGCCCCAGCACUAUGACGUGGACAUCAAUAAGGAGCUGUCCACGCCGGACAAAGUCCUCAUCCCUGAACGGUACAUUGACCUGGAGCCCGAUACUCCCCUGAGCCCCGAGGAGUUGAAGGAGAAGCAGAAGAAGGUGGAGAGGAUCAAGACGCUCAUUGCCAAGUCCAGUAUGCAGAACGUGGUGCCCGUCGGCGAGGGGGACCUUGUGGACGUGCCCCAGGACUCAGAGAGCCAGCUGCAGGAACAGGAGAAGCGGAUUGAAAUCUCCUGUGCCCUGGCGACCGAGGCCUCCCGCAGGGGCCGCAUGCUGUCUGUGCAAUGUGCCACCCCAAGCCCUCCCACCUCCCCUGCUUCCCCGACUCCACCAGCCAACCCCCUAUCGUCUGAAUCCCCACGGGGCACCGACAGCAGCCAUACCAUGCGGGUCUGAGCUCUGACUGCAAGCCCUGGCCGAGGCCAACGCCGUGAAGCUGCACAGAGCCACGUUCUGAAGGCCGCCUCUGCCCCCCGAGGUCCUGGUCCCCCACCCCGGCCCCCCGCGCCUGCGCUCCCGUGGGAAUGCUGCAGGGAGCCAGGCUGGGGGCCGGGGUUGCCGCCGAGAGGAUGCCUCAGUGUCCACAUGCCCGCCACGCCCGGCCCCGAAGCCCCUCGCUACUCAGAUGGUGGUCCUCGGCCAGGGCCUGAGAGGGCGGACAGGGAGCACCCUCCUGUCUGGUGCCCAAGUCACAGGGAGCUAGGCCUGGCCCUGCCCGGGCUGGUGAUGGCCUUACUGGAACAUUUCCUGAUGAAGAGGAUGCCCUGGUGGGAGAGACGCCCUGGGCCAUCUUAGGUUAGGACUAGGGGAAGAUGGACACUCUGCCUCUUCUGGGCCCUCUCGACACUGAGGACGGCACCUGCCAUCAUGUCCUUCCCCCAUCAGCCCCACCCGACUGCCCCGGCUGUACCCAGGGCUUUGACACAUCUCUGCUUAUGGGUGCUCCUUGGGGGUCCAGUGGAGACUGACCACCCUGCUUGAGCCAAAGACAAGAUGACAAGACGUGGGGAGAGGCUCCUCGGCUCCCGGAGGGGACAGUGCUGGCUGUGGGUAGAGAGCAGCACGCAGGUCUGUGCAGCGUCUGAGGGCAGGUUGAGAAGGGGUAGAAGAGAGAAAGGGAGAGUUGGAGGCGAGUGGGAGGGAGGACAAGGAAGCAGCAGGAAUCGUUUGCAAGAAAAAGGACAAGGCAGAGAUGCAAAGAGGGGGUACGGGAUUGGUUUCCCCAGGAUGGAGCCUUAGCUUCGUGCCAAGUACAGUGCCAGACUGUCAGCUCCGCUCCUCCACCGGGUCCCCCAGAUCCGCGGGCUGCCCGCACACUGGCUCCCGGAGGACCCACCAGCAAGCACGUGGGGGCCUGAGGCCGUGGGGACGAAGGUGUGGGGAUGCUGGUGUGGGUGAGCAGGUUGGAAGAUGGCUCUUUCUUAGGUCUGGGCCUAGCGUCUGCCUCCCCCUACUAGGCUCAGGGUCCGAGAGAAGGACCUGUCUUCUGUAGGGUGUAGUCAGCCUUGGGGCCUUUCCUAACCUUGUUCGGGACAUUUCCUUGUCCCCCUUCCCCUUGGAAUGGGCUGUGGGCCAGCUGAGCGAGUGCCCUGGAGAGGUAGCACAGCCUUAAUCUGGGAGGCCAGAUUCUAGGACCCCACCCCGCAUUCCAGGCGUCCGGAUGAGGCUGUAUGGAAGGACUCCCUUCCGGCCUGGCUGUCUCACAAUCCACCUACCCAGGGAGGCCAGUGGAGGAGACACAGAAGCAAAGCUCAUUCUUCCUCCUCUGCGGCUCGUCUUCGAGGACUGUAGCCAGAGAGGAGGGAGGGGAGAGAGUGAAGCUGGAAGAACCUCGGCCCCUGGGCCUUCUCUCUGCCAGAGCUGAUGCCCGGAGACUUCCCAAGAACGACUACUUUAUCUGCCGCCAAGUCUUCUCCACCCCUUCACGGCUGGGACAGUUACUGGUUCAUAUGCAAGUAAAGAUGGCAGUUGAUUCAACAAAUAUUUAUCAGGCACCUUUUAUGUACCAGGCACUGUUCUAGGUGCUUAGGAUAUUCUCGUGCUUCUGCGGGAUGGCAGGCUGGGGAAUUUCACUUCACUUUUAGCAGAGGUGUUGACCGUGACCUUUGGCUCCAUUUCCCAUCUUUAGCACAGCUCGAGCACCCCAAACCUGUUUUUUUUUUCCCUCCCCUACACACUGGCGGGCGGGAUUGGCCCUCUCCCUCUUUCCGGCACCUUUCUCCACCCACAAGAAACGGCUCUUCGGGGGCCUUCCACGCCUUCUCCUUUCUUUGUCCGUCUCUCCUUUUUUAAAGUGGUAUUUUUAGAACUACACGUAAAAUACCAAGGAUUAACGCCUGCCACCUCGCUCUCACCUCCUGUUUCAUAAAGCUGGCUCUUUAUGUUGCUUUACAUGCCUUAAUAUAUGUUUUAUGAAGAUUAUACAUAUUAUAGAUAUAUACAUAAUAUAUAUAUUUGUUUGGAUGUCUGGUCCUUUCCCAGAACUCCUGCCCAGGCCCGUUUUCUCCCCUUCACUUUCCACGCCAUUCCUACCUAGCACGUUGUGGCCACACCCCAUGCCUUUUGAUCCAAAGAAGGGGAGAGGACAGACUUAUUUUAAGACAGAUCUAUUUUACGCUUUUAUUAUAAAAGCAAAUCUAUUUUCAAAAUGUGCAAUGUCUGAAUGGAAUUGGCCAAUGGUAGGAGGAGACUGGGGCGGCUGCCUCUAGGUCCGACCCUGUGUCCUUCCCUAUCCCCCCACCCCCACCCCCACCCCCCACCCCCCCCACCCCCCGGCAGCUUCCUCCUCCUAUUCUCCAGUCUGCGAAGGACCAGUCCCCAGAGCUCACCCAGAGAGCAUCUUACCAGGGCAUCCAGGCUCUUGGAAGUCCUGGUCUAAGGAUUUGAUUACAACUGUCAACUCUUGAUGACCGUCUAAGGUUACGGGAUGUGAAUCCUCUCAAAGGAAAUGUUUACAGUUGUGUGCACAAAAGCACACCCGUGCGGGCACACACACUCCCCCGAUGUGCUCCUGGACCUCCUCCCUUCAUCGGUCUGCUGGAAAGGGCAGACAGUUUAAUGGCAGCCUAUGCUAAACAGCACCAAGAAUUCUGUUCCCUGAUGGAGCCAGGAUGCAGUGCAAAGGCCAAAGGAAAACAGUUUGGGAUCACAGGUCCUUCGGCACAGACACAUUCAAGUUCCUCGGACUUCUCACACUCCUUGAUCCCUUUCCGGUCUGGGUCACAUCGACGACCUCUGUCUCCCUCUGUGACCUUUCCUCUGGGGGCUGUUGAUAAGGGGACGGUACCUCGGUCUGGCAUCCAGACUGCGAAGUCAGCUUCUGGGCUGAAGCGAGUCCCACGGACAAGGUAACAUCUCAGCCUUGCCCAGGAAGCCCCCCGAGACUUUCAUCUGGAGGGCUGCCGCUGGGGCUCUGAACUCCGCCGGCUCGGCCUUCCACGCUCUUAUCGGCCCACAAAGUAGGCAAGGGGCUCUUGCCUUGCAAGGUUUCGGGCAGAAUGGAAGUCUUUUGUCCAGAUCCGGAAUCAAAGGUUUGGGACUGUCACAGAGCUCCUGGCCAGCAUUUGAAGCCUGACCUCCCAACUCUGACAUUUACUGACACCCUAUUCCCAGCCUGGAGCAUCUUGUUAUGAAUGAACGGGGCCCAGACGGAGGCCCAGGGCUAAGUGACCCACCGGGAGACAGCCCUGGUUACUAUUCUAGGGCCUUCCCAAUUAGCACAUUACCUUCCUGAUCAAUAACCAAGAGGCUGUAAUCAAAUACCGCUACUGUCACUUUAAAGAUUUUCUGAGGUCGCAAGCUGUGCAUACUUGCUCUCCUGCCUUGGGGAGAGGCAUGGUCUUGGGGCAGGGCUGAGAAUAGCAAGACGGAAUCAAUUCCUUUCCCCUGUAGGCACCCCCCACCUGGCAGCUCUUAAAACUAAGGAAAAUAUGAAAUAUACGUAUAUAUACAUAUAUCUAUUUAUGCACAUACUGGGGCCAAUUUGAUUUGCUAGCAUUAGACAAUAAACCAUACAAGGAAAUGUAUGAUCUCAGUGUCUUUAUUUAGUAUAAAAGUGACCUUAGAAGAAAAGUUAAAGUUAGAUAAACAGAGGGCAUCUCUGUUGGGGACCAAACAUCUGUAGCAGCUGCUUUUAGCAUCUUUCUAGCCAACAAGCCCCUCCCCGGGGAGGGGCCUCGUGACUGAGAGUGAACGUUCGCUUCCCCCCGCCCCGCAGCAUUCUUUCUAGAUCUAGGUACUGAAGAAUCCCAGUGAGCUCUGCAUUUGUAUCUUGCAAGUUUGUAUAAACCCAAUACAGGAAAUAAAAUGAAUGGUUUGUACACGU
Felis catus (domestic cat) is the source of this 8032-nucleotide messenger RNA. RefSeq names its product pleckstrin homology domain containing A6 (gene PLEKHA6). Bases 319 to 4104 code for a protein of 1261 amino acids. The transcript has 27 exons. The record is from RefSeq and is a predicted model, not a curated record. Lineage: Eukaryota; Metazoa; Chordata; Mammalia; Carnivora; Felidae. Gene Ontology annotation, molecular function: protein binding.